AUGACAUUGAAGAAAAAGAUUUUGGAUUUAGAAUUUAAAUUAAAAUAAAAAGAAUUAGAAAUUAAAUAGAAUUAAAUACAAGAUUUAAAUGUUGAUUAGAAGAAUACUAUUAUAAAUAUAUAAUAAUUUAGGAUUCUAAAAAGGACAAGUGGAUAGAAAAUUAAAUAGACUAGUUAAUAAUAAUAAUCAUUCUCAAUUUUAGCAUAGAUCUAAAGAGCUGGGGGGAGUAGAGAAUUAAAAGAUUCAAAAUAAUAUCUAAAAUAGCACUUUUAGAAAAGGAAAUAAAGUAUUAAAAUCUCAUUGAUUAUAUUGAAAAUAAUAGUGAAGCAAAUUCAUUUUUUAAGGCGAGAAAAAUGCUAUAUUAGUAAAGAAAAUAGAAAAAUCAAAUCAGAAAUAAAAACCAGAAAUAAAAACUUUGUAUCACUAAAAAUUGGAAUUUAAUUAAAUCAGCUGAAAAAGCAGAGGGCAGAGAAAAUUAAAUGGAUUGAAUAUCGAUUAACAAAAGAAGAAGAUUUACAUAAACAAACUCUAAAAUUUAUUUUUUUAGUAAUUUAAAUAAAUUAAUAAAAAAAGCCUGGAGAUAAUUUUAGAAAAGAUAAAGAAGUAAAAAGCCUUUUAUUAAUAAUAUAGAUUAUAAUUGAUAGAUAAUUUAACCCUCUUUGCUUUGA
Molecule: messenger RNA, 668 nt
Organism: Paramecium sonneborni
Lineage: Eukaryota; Ciliophora; Oligohymenophorea; Peniculida; Parameciidae
Source: the annotation of a GenBank genome assembly